CACACACACUCUCUACUGUAGCUCUCUCAGAGACCAAAGUUCUGAUCAGAGUUAUCUAUCUCUGCCCCCGAGAUUCUAUAGAAGCUUGUUAAGACAGGUUUGAUGGGUAAUAAGCUGGGAAAGAAGAGACAGGUUGUGGAGGAAAGAUACACAAAGCCACAACAAGGUUUAUUAUACAUGAACAAAGAUGUCGACUUCAAAAAGGUUAAGAAACUCAUCUUGGAGUCUAAGCUUGCUCCUUGCUAUCCUGGUGCUGAAGAAAGCUCUUGUCAUGAUCUUGAAGAAUGUCCAAUUUGCUAUCUGUACUAUCCGAGCCUCAAUAGGUCAAGAUGUUGUUUGAAAAGCAUUUGUACAGAGUGUUUUCUGCGGAUGAAGAAUCCUACUUCAGCUCGACCUACUCAAUGUCCGUAUUGCAAAACAUCAAACUAUGCUGUUGAGUAUCGUGGAGGGAAGACUAAAGAGGAGAAGAGCAUUGAACAAAUUGAAGAGCAGCGAGUUAUAGAAGCCAAAAUAAGGAUUAGGCAGAAGGAAGUUGAGGAAGAAAGAAUGCAGAAACGUCUGGAAUCACCUUCUUCUUCUAGGACAAGUGAAGUGACAGCUAAUACUGAAUAUGGUUCUGCUGCAGAUGAGGAUGAGGAAACUGUUUCAUCUCAAGACUCAUGUGUUACAUCACACCCUCGGGUUAGCAGGGAUGGUGAGUUUGACUAUGAUCUUGAGGAUAUAAUGGUGAUGGAAGCAAUAUGGCUCUCGGUUCAGGAACCUGGAAGUCAGAUGAAUAACUCUCCUGAAGAAGAUCAUAAUGUAGGACCAUUGAUGCCGUCGUCUUCAUCAUCUUCCCCAUCUGGUGGGCUAGCUUGUGCAAUCGCUGUUCUUGCUGAACGCCAGCAAAUGGUUGGCGAAUCUUCCUCCAAUCAAAACGUUAACAUUUCAUUACACAACAUGGGUCCGGGCAUGUGCAACAGCAGUCAUUACAAUGCCAUGGAACAAGAUAGUAACCAUUACCGUCAAGCAACAGGAAUCAGCGAUACAACGAGAUCUGAUUUGACUGACGAUAGUGGCAGAGAGGUUUCCAGGGAAGUUACAUGGCAAUAGUGUUUCCCAAAGGAAAGCUAAAGUUCUUCAUAGUCUUUGCUUUAUGUAUAUGUUAGUGUGAGUUUGGUGAUCUUGGGUUGUAGUUUUCAGGAUGUUUGUUGAUCAUUUCAUACAUGUACCAAUAGGAAAAAUAUUAAAUGGUUUUCAGUUUUUUUUAAUAUAAAAGGUUUUGAUUAUCAAUAUGAACUAAUAUUGUUAUAGGUUGUGACUUGUGAUGGAUAGGAUAAUAGUGGAAGGAUGAUGCUAAGGGACCGAGUUAAAGCAAUUAGUUAGUAGUUGAGCAAAACGAAGAGAACAUGCUUUGAAUAAAACACCAACCUGUGUUAAAUAAAAAGGUCGCUUGAUGAUGCAAGUUUUGGACUUGAUUACUGCUAAUGUGUGAGUGCUCUCUCACACCUCAAAUAGUUUAGGUUUUAAUUAGUUUAUGCAAUAUCUCACUUUAAAAAACCACCAACCAGUCGACCACAAAAAUAUAUGCACAAAACCAAACAACUGAAAACCACAUCCAAUUUUCCGCUCAUUAUUUCUCCGCAACCCUCUUCCUUGCAGCCUUCCUCUUAAUUCUUCCUCCAAGGCUUCUUCCAAGAGUUCUUCUAAGUCUUCUCCUCAAACUUAUUCUCCUCAGUAAGACAGAGAGAGAGAGAGAGAGAGAGAAACUGAUCUAUCCACGGCCAGUAGUAAAGAUCAACCACUUCUAUUUCAAGAGAAACCAAAUGUGAGGAUCUAGGUUGAGGGAAAAGUUGCUAAAGUUUAGUGUCUUUCAAAUUCUUGAAAAUCUUUUUAAACCAGUUGUCUACUGUAAUUAUUAUGGUAUUUUGUGAAUCUGAAUUCUGUUAAGCCAAUCGUCUAUAAAAAAUUUCAUCAGCAACUUGGUUGUC
Messenger RNA from Brassica oleracea var. oleracea, 1970 nucleotides. Its product is annotated as protein SIP5. The transcript is spliced from 9 exons. The record is from RefSeq and is a predicted model, not a curated record. Lineage: Eukaryota; Viridiplantae; Streptophyta; Magnoliopsida; Brassicales; Brassicaceae. The coding region runs from base 103 to 1092 and encodes 329 amino acids. Gene Ontology annotation, cellular component: cytoplasm.